AUUGUAUCCAACCUUCUUUACGUGUUGUAUAUAUAAGGUGUAUUCGGCAUUAUAUUUUGUACAUUGCACUUUUUUCAGCACAACGUAUCAUAAGUUGUAACCUUACACUCUCAACAUGCAGAUUACAUUAGUGGUGUCGUCGCUUUUAUUGGCCGCUGCGGUCAACGCUUUCCCACAGAGCCUUGAAUCCAAAGCCGCUAUUAUCAGUCAAGAGCAAGUAUUAAACCUAGAUGGAACAUUCAAAAACACGUUUGAAACUGAAAACAAAAUCAGACAAGAACAAAUUGGUUAUCUGAAGCAAGGUCCUGCUUCCAAGGAUGGUCCAGGCGUUGUUCAAGUUAUCCAGGGUGGCUAUUCUUAUGUAGCACCCGACGGCACAGUAAUUAGCACAGGUUACACCUCUGAUGAGAAUGGAUUUCAACCGGCUGGCUCUCAUUUGCCCACUCCUCCUCCAAUCCCAGAAAAAAUCCAAGAAUCUCUGAGACUUUUAGCUUCUUUGCCUAGUACACCGGAGCCACAAUACCAAUAAUGACUUAUUCUGGCUAAAUUAAUUUUACAUUUCAUCCUUGGUUGUUUUUUAUAUCAUUGUAAAAUAUCUAUGAUCUGUUUUCUGAUUUCUAUUGUUAACUAUCUAUGUAACUUUUAAUGAACUACAUAUAUAUAUAUAUAUAUAUAUUUAUACAUAUAAUUAACCAGAAAAAAACAUGUAGUUUUUUUUAAAACUUUUUUACGAACUCUUGUCAAUGAUAGACUUUUAAUCCUUCGUAGUCACCAUAAAAACAUACUACUGAAACCCCAGUGAAGUAAAAAUUAUAGUGCUGUCAAAUAAAAAACAACUUUUUUUUUCUGCAACAAAUAUUUAACAAUUUAAGAAAAAAACUUUUUUUGAUUUGUAUCACGACAAAAUCCCGUUGCUUGUAUAUUGAAGUUUUAAAAUUAAUCAAAGCCCGGUUUUUUGAUAAAAAUACGUUCGCACACGUGUCUAUCUGUUAAAUGCGAAUGCGACUAACGCAGAGAACACUAAGCCUGCGUCUCACCACCGUGUCGCUGCUACAAUAUUAUUCUUUUCUGUACCUUAAAUAUUCCAUCAUAUAACUUCUAUCUUCACAUAAUUAUUUAUUUUUCUUUCAGUGUUGGGCACUGGUUCCAUUCCCUCUUUCCCAAUCCAACCUUUAAUCCCUUCAAUAUAUCGGUUGAAGUGUUAAUAAAUUAAAUUACGUAUAUACCGGAACACUCUUUAGUACACAAUUCUAUUUUAUCAUUUAGGUUUUGAUACACGACUGAAAACUUAGUUGGUUAGUACAUGCAAGAUAGUGUUAUAGUUAUGUAUUUAGAACAAUUUGGAUUAUGGACAUCAAAGACACAAUUAUAUACGAGCUAGCUGUAGGAACAGCUGCUGUUCAACAUUACAUGUAUAAAGAUAUGUUUAAGCAAAUAUAUUAAUCAUAAAGUAACGAUA
Messenger RNA from Adelges cooleyi (spruce gall adelgid), 1459 nucleotides. RefSeq names its product endocuticle structural glycoprotein SgAbd-4-like. Gene Ontology annotation, cellular component: chitin-based extracellular matrix. Bases 116 to 529 code for a protein of 137 amino acids. Gene Ontology annotation, molecular function: structural constituent of chitin-based larval cuticle. The record is from RefSeq and is a predicted model, not a curated record. The transcript has 3 exons. NCBI's taxonomy places the organism in Eukaryota, Metazoa, Arthropoda, Insecta, Hemiptera, Adelgidae.